This is a messenger RNA of Aphis gossypii (cotton aphid), 1530 nucleotides long. Its product is annotated as piggyBac transposable element-derived protein 2-like. NCBI's taxonomy places the organism in Eukaryota, Metazoa, Arthropoda, Insecta, Hemiptera, Aphididae. The annotation marks the transcript as partial. The record is from RefSeq and is a predicted model, not a curated record. The transcript has 5 exons.
AUGAAUCGUAACAUUUUAAAUGACGAAGAAUUAUUGGAACUUCUUUAUAAUACUAAUUGGUCGGAUAGUGAAGAUGGUUUGGAUGUUUCUGACAACGAACAAGACCAUCAUGUUAUAAAUAUUCACGAAAAUGUUGGUAUUCCUACUUAUGACAAUGAUGAAGGUAAUUUGGAUUUAUUGGAUUUGCCAAUUGAAAUACAAUGUAACUCUGGGGAAACAAUACAUUUACCUUCUGUUUCUACAUCAAAUUUAACUAAUCAAAAUCAAUUCAACGUUGUAAAUUCAACACCAAGGCGCAGUGUAAGACAUGUAUCUACCUCCCCAUUAGUGAAUAAUUCAACAGCUAGUACCAAUGAAUCAUCAAAUCCAAAACAAACAGGUAGUUUAGUCACACCUUCUGCAUGUCUAACAUUUAUUGAACCUACACUUCCUCAUGAUUUGCAUUUACUUGAAACACCACUGGAUUUCUUUGCUUAUUUUUUCACUGAUGAGCUUCUUACCAAAAUCAAAGAAGAAACUGAAUUGUAUGCUGUUCAAAAGAAUCCUAACAAACCAGUUACAUUAAGUAUUAAUGAAAUAAAAAGGGACUAUUGGUCCGCUGAAUUGGGAUAUCCUAUGAUAUUUAACGCUAUGAGUCGCAAUAGAUUUGAGCUAAUUAAGAGUGUUUUACAUUUCAAUAAUAAUAAUAAUAUGCUAUCAUCAAAUGACCCAAAUCGUGAUCGCCUUCAUAAACUGAGACCUCUAAUUGAUUACUUGAAUAAUCGCUUUUCUUCUAUACCUUGCAAACAAGCUUUAUCUUUAGAUGAACAAUUAUGCGCAACUAAAGCACAAAGUUACAUGAAACAGUAUCUUCCAGAUAAACCACAUAAGUGGGGGUUUAAAUUGUUUGUUUUGACAGAUACACAAGGAUAUGCGUAUCGUUUUGAGAUUUACUCCGGCCAAGAAAACAAUUCGAUAUUUCGACACCCCGAUGAACCAGAUUUCGGAGCUUCGUCAAAUGUAGUGGUAAGAUUAUCAAGAAAUGUUCCGGUCAACAAAAACCAUAUAAUUUUAGGAACAGUCAGAAUAAAUCGUCUUCCUAACUGCCCUUUACCAGACAAAAAUGGCGAAAAAAAAAUGAAAAGAGGAGAAUCUAUAGAGUAUAUCACAUCAUAUGAGUCCUCGCCUAUUUCUGCAGUUACAUGGAAAGACAACAAAGCGGUUAAGCUAUUAUCGACAUACUGCGGAGAAAAUCCGAAAUCGAAAAUGACCCGAUUUGAUCGAUCUAAAAAGACUAAUACAGAAAUCGACUGCCCAAUGCUUAUAAGUGAAUAUAAUAAACAUAUGGGUGGAGUCGAUUUGUUAGAUAGCCAUAUAGGAAGAUAUAAAAUACGGUUCCGCAGUCGCAAAUGGUAUAUGCGCUUAUUUUACCAUUUAAUUGACCUUUCUGUUGUAAACUCGUGGUUGCUCUUCAAACGAGUAAAAGAGCAACAAAAUGAAAAACCAGAAAUUGAAUUACCGGAUUGGAGAAAACAACUGGCUUGCGGUUUG